CAAGUCCAAACCGUCAAAACCCAAGAGCAGAGCAUAGCACAUGAAAUCGAAACCACAAUCGAACUCAUCGUCUUCCUCAUUCUUCUCUCUCGUCCUCUUCUCCCUCUUCUCCUUCAUCGCACUCUCUUCAUCCUCUACAAUGGCCACCCUCGGCGGAAUUCGCGACUCCCCUGCCGGCUCCGAGAACAGCCUCGAGACCGAAUCCCUCGGUCGCUUCGCCGUCGACGAGCAUAACAAGAAGGAGAAUGCUCUGCUGGAGUUUGUUCGAGUGGUGAAGGCGAAGGAACAGGUGGUCGCCGGCACUCUGCACCAUCUGGUUGUGGAGGCCAUCGACGGCGGCAAGAAGAAGCUCUAUGAAGCCAAGGUCUGGGUCAAGCCUUGGUUGGGAUUUAAAGAAGUUCAGGAGUUCAAGCACGCUGAGGAUCUCGAAGCUGCAUCUGAAACGCCGUCGUUUACUGCUUCCGAUUUGGGCGUUAAGCAAGGUGGGCAUGCUCCAGGGUGGCAAGAUGUGCAUCCUCAUGAUCCUCAAGUUCAAGAUGCAGCCAACCAUGCUGUGAAGAGCCUUCAGCAAAGGUCCAAUUCAUUGUUCCCUUAUGAGCUUCAAGAGGUUGUCCAUGCUAAGGCAGAGGUGAUAGAAGAUCAUGCCAAGUUCAACAUGCUUCUUAAGCUGAAGAGGGGAGAAAAAGAAGAGAAAUAUAGAGUUGAAGUGCACAAGAACAAUGAAGGUGCCUACAAUCUAAAUCAGAUGGAGGCACAGCACUCUUAAAUAUAAUUAUUCGAGAGCUUUGUAGCAUCCCAAUCUUAAAACAACUGGGUGUAUAAUACAUGCUUUGCUUUCAUUGCUAUUAGUCUUGCUUUUCAUUUCCUGAACUCUUGAUACACUCUUCCUUAAAUAUCAAUACCAGCUUACCAAGUGUAUUUCAUGUAUAGUAUGGUAAUGCUAUUGCUUCCUUGCAUUUGA
Molecule: messenger RNA, 961 nt
Organism: Rosa chinensis
Lineage: Eukaryota; Viridiplantae; Streptophyta; Magnoliopsida; Rosales; Rosaceae
Product: cysteine proteinase inhibitor 12
Exons: 4
Coding region: 41-766 (241 amino acids)
Molecular function (GO): cysteine-type endopeptidase inhibitor activity
Source: RefSeq, a predicted model, not a curated record